AAGAGAGAAGAAAAAAGAAAGAAGAAAGAAAAGGGGAGGAAGGAAGAGGGAGAAAAAGGAGAAAGAAAUGGAGAUGGAAAGGAAAAGGGAGAGAGAAAAAGAAAGAGAGGAAGGAAAAAGAAGAAAAAGA
This is a messenger RNA of Racocetra persica, 130 nucleotides long. NCBI's taxonomy places the organism in Eukaryota, Fungi, Glomeromycota, Glomeromycetes, Diversisporales, Gigasporaceae. The record is from the annotation of a GenBank genome assembly.